This is a messenger RNA of Myotis daubentonii (Daubenton's bat), 1257 nucleotides long. Its product is annotated as zinc finger protein 420-like. The record is from RefSeq and is a predicted model, not a curated record. The transcript has 2 exons. The annotation marks the transcript as partial. Lineage: Eukaryota; Metazoa; Chordata; Mammalia; Chiroptera; Vespertilionidae.
UAUGAGUGCACAGAUUGUGGGAAGUCCUUCAGUCAGAGUUCCAAGCUCAUUCGACAUCAGAGAAUUCACACUGGAGAAAAGCCUUAUGAGUGUUGUGAAUGUGGGAAAGCUUUUACCCGCAAUAAUUCCCUUCUUAUCCACAAGAGAGUUCACACUGGAGAAAAACCUUAUGAAUGUGGUGAAUGUGGGAAGUCUUUUAGGGAUAAUGGUCAGCUCCUUAUCCAUAAGAGAAUUCACACUGGAGAGAAGCCCUAUGUGUGCAGUGAAUGUGGGAAAGCAUUUAACCGCAAUUAUUCUCUUCUAAUCCACAAGAGAGUUCACACUGGAGAAAAACCUUAUGAAUGUGGUGAAUGUGGGAAGUCUUUUAGGAGAAAUAGUCACCUCCUUAUCCACAACACAGUUCACACUGGAGAAAAACCUUAUGAAUGUAGUGAAUGUGGGAAGUCUUUUAGGAGAAAUAGUCACCUCCUUAUCCACAACACAGUUCACACUGGAGAAAAACCUUAUGAAUGUAGUGAAUGUGGGAAGUCUUUUAGGAGAAAUAGUCACCUCCUUACCCACAACAGAGUUCACACUGGAGAAAAACCUUAUGAAUGUGGUGAAUGUGGAAAGUCCUUUAGGCAAAAUAAUCACCUACUUAUCCACAAGAGAGUUCACACUGGGGAAAAACCUUAGGAAUGUGGUGAAUGUGGGAAGCCUUUUAGGCAAAAUAGUCACCUCGUUAUCCACAACAGAGUUCACACUGGAGAAAAACCUUAUAAAUGUGGUGAAUGUGGAAAGUUCUUUAGGCAAAAUAGUCACGUCCGUAUCCACAAGAGACUUCACACUGGAGAAAAACAUUAUGAAUGUGGUGAAUGUGGGAAGUCUUUUAUCCACUAUAAUUCCCUUCUUAGCCACAAGACAUUUCACACUGGAGAAAAACCUUAUGAAUGUUGAGAAUGUGGGAAGUGCUUUAGUCAAAAUUGUCAGCUCCUUUUCCAUAAGAGAGUUCACACUGGAGAAAAGCCUUAUGUGUGUAAUGAAUGUGGGAAGUCUUUUAGUCGGAGUUCCACCCUCAUUCAACACCACAGAGUUCACAGCAGAGAAAAGCCUUAUGAGUGUAGUGAAUGUAGGAAAUCUUUUACGCGCAAUAGUCACCUCUUUAUCCACAAGAGAGUUCACACUGGAGAAAAACCUUAUGGAUGUGGUGAAUGUGGGAAAUCCUUUAGGCAAAAUAGUCAGUUCCUUAUCCACAAGAGAGUUCACACUGGAGAAAAA